Stegodyphus dumicola is the source of this 1950-nucleotide messenger RNA. Its product is annotated as intraflagellar transport protein 22 homolog. The record is from RefSeq and is a predicted model, not a curated record. NCBI's taxonomy places the organism in Eukaryota, Metazoa, Arthropoda, Arachnida, Araneae, Eresidae.
UUGGCAACACUGGUAACGAUAGCAACCGGUAUGUAAACUCUCUAGAGACAGAUGUAAUGUGCAAUGUAUAAAGUGAAACUUUUAGUUAUUGGACCUUGUGAGUGUGGCAAAACUGUGAUAUCAAAUUUCUUGGCUGAUGCAACUGAAACUAUAUCAAAUGAUUACCACCCUACUCAAGGAGUCAGGAUUUUAGAAUUUGAAAGUGAUAGUUUAAAUAUCGGAGGUAGGAUAGCAAAAGCUGAAGUUGAAUUAUGGGACUGUAGUGGGGAUACAAAGUUUGAAAACUGUUGGCCAGCUUUGAUGAAAGAUGCAAAUGGUGUUAUAUUUGUGUACAGUGCAGAUAUUGCUAACAUUAGAAAAGAAAUGGAUAUGUGGUAUGCUAAUUUUGUCCAAGCUCAAGGGCUAAAGGAUAGUCAGUGUAUUGUGUUCUGUCAUCGAAAACCAAAUUUGCCAGAAACCCGUUCUUCUGAACUCUCCAGCCUUUUUUCAAGAAUUACAUGGAUACAAACAAAUAUUGAAGAAAAUGGAAAUGCAUUAAGGAGAGAAUUUAAUAGUUUUCUUCAGCGUCUAUUGAGCAAUAUUAGUGAAAGAAGAGAUCAAGAAGAACUGAGCAUUCUUAAUCAGCACUGAACUUUUUUAAAUGCAUUCACUAAACCUAUGAACGUAUUAAAAUUUUUAGCACUUAAUAAUGUAUAUUCUGAUUUUUUUUCAUAAUAUAAUGUAAAUUAUUUCAUCAAAUGUGCCUCCAAACCAUUUAUAAUAUUCUUAGUUUGUCAUUAUUAUUAAAAGAUAAAUUUCACUUAUAAUCAUGCAAAAAACUGCAUUAUAUACAAUUUUAUAAGUUCACAUUAUAAACAAAAAAUAAAUAUUUUUAGUACUCUGGUGGACAAUUAAAAACUUGAAUCAUUACAAACACACACACACACAUAUAUAUAUUUAUUGACAUAUACCAUUUUGGUUUAGUGUAAGAUAUAAUAUUUUUUAUUGUAUUUAUACAAUUUUUUAUAUGCUAUAUCACUGGCAUAGUUGUAUGGAAAACCAAUAUGCCAAUGGGUCCGAAUUCAAAUCCUAGAGAAGGCAUGGAUGUCCAUAAAUGCAUAGUGCAAUGUUUUAUAAUUCCUUAUGCUUCCAAAAAAAAUGGGUGCUCAAUAGAAGUUAAAAAUGUUCUUUACGAAGUAAUCACAAACUUUUAUGUAUUUUGUACACUGAUCUCUUUUCCCAGUCUAAUUUCGUAUUUCUAGUAUAACUUGUUUCCUAUCUGAUUUCAUAGCACUCACAUAAAGAUAUUUAAUUUCUACCCAAAGUGUUUUAUUUGUUUGUUAUUUUUACCCCAAAUUCUUUGUUUUAUUUGUUGAGCAGAUCAAGAUCAUUAUUUUCAUGCUAUGCUGUUAUGUUACUUUAUUUAUUAUACAUCAAAUUAUUAUUAAUUUAUUAUAUGUAAAAUUCUUAUUUUUACUAUUACAUACACACUUUUGAAAAGUUAAAAAAUAAUUAAAAUCUUAUGUAGAAAUGUAUGAAUAUAUUAAUUUUACAUUCUGUUUUACAGAAAAACACUGAUACUAAAAGUUCAUUUUUUCCAUAAACUUGGAAAUGUAAUUUAUGAUGCCAUUUAGAAGUAAUAAUGCCUUGACCUGAAAAUUUUGUAAAAGAAAAUGCUUUUUUUAGGUUUUUACAGUUUAUUUUAAAAAUUUUAUUAUUAUUAUUAUUUUUAAAGAAUAAUUUACAAAUUUUCUACGUGUCACAGUUUAUAGAGAAAUAGGGAAAUGUGUCAUAACUUUCAAAACAAAAUUCAUUCUUUAUUAUAUGUGCUGUAAGGUAGCAUUAGAAUUUCAUAUAAAUAUUAUUCUGGAUUAUAGUAGUUUGCAUAAUUAAAUAGUAAAUAUUAUACACAGAUGUUUACAGGUUUUUAUUUUGUAUUCUAAAUGUGAAUAAAGAAUUUCAUAAAGCUUC